CCUCAUUUAGUAGUAUGACUCGAUCGCUUCCAACCCCCUUUUCUACUGGUUUAAAACAGCACAACUUACGCCACCAACCAUCACACAUUGUCUCUCCGGGCCCUCCCACUCCUACUGUCGGUAGUAAGUGAAACAAGUUCUUAACACCUUUGACUGUCAUACACAGGAUCCUUCUCCUCCAAGGGAGAAGCAGAACGCGGAAGCGACGGCAACGUCAGCCCACUAUGGGUGAACUCAAUCGGCAUGCUGAGCUAGCACGACUGGAAAGCAUAGAGCAGAGUUGUAUAGGCCGUUUCUUUGUUGCCCUUGGAGCCAUGGACACCCAGAGAAUGCAGCUUGAAGAGCUUAUCAAGAAGCGGGACCCUGGCCCCGCCAUUCACCGUCUUCCUGUUGAGCUUCUUGUGCUGAUAUUCUGCUUCACAAUUGUUUGUCCAUAUUAUGCGGGGACAUAUAAACUUGACAUUGAAAUUGGUUAUCGGAGGAGAAGUCUGGCUAUUGUCUCGCGACGUUGGAGAGAUGUGAUCUUGGAUACUCCUAUUCUCUGGCAGGACAUCUGUCUGGCAUCACCACAAGAUCGACACACACUGGUGUUGCAGUUGAAGAGGAGUCAAGGUUUGCUUCUCGACGUCACGAUCACAAAUAAAUUGGCAGAUUACUCCACUACUGAUGAGUUGCUGCACCAUCUCCGUCCAACCACGAACCGCUGGCGUAGCCUC
Messenger RNA from Pisolithus orientalis, 716 nucleotides. RefSeq lists its product as uncharacterized. Lineage: Eukaryota; Fungi; Basidiomycota; Agaricomycetes; Boletales; Pisolithaceae. The record is from RefSeq and is a predicted model, not a curated record. The annotation marks the transcript as partial. Gene Ontology annotation, molecular function: protein binding. The transcript has 3 exons.